AUGGGCGCCCCAGCCAAAGGUAGAGGAUCCGCCUGGACGCCUCGAACUGUCACAGCCCCGAUUGCCGCUGUCAUAAUGGCUGGCCUUCUUUAUACAUACUCUGUUACCUCGAUCCGAGCCGCGAAACGAAAUGCCAAACUCCACAGAGAAGCUGAUGGCGGACAAUUGGACAUGCGGCGUGAAAGCUUGCGCAGGCACGGUCUUCUGGAGCCCGUCGAAGGCACAGAUGGUAUUGCAUUAUUCAGAGAUGCAAGAGCUGAAGUGAAACAAGAAUCCGAAGCGAAGCCGCUCGGCGCAGACCAAAGAAAAGAGGCACGCAAGCCCCGGACUAGGAAUGAAAAUAUCCUUGACGGUUAUCGAGGCCGCGGCGGUCUGGAGAAGUUCAAGGAGGACCGCUCGCAGUGA
Messenger RNA from Rhinocladiella mackenziei CBS 650.93, 405 nucleotides. RefSeq lists its product as uncharacterized. NCBI's taxonomy places the organism in Eukaryota, Fungi, Ascomycota, Eurotiomycetes, Chaetothyriales, Herpotrichiellaceae. The transcript has 2 exons. The record is from RefSeq and is a predicted model, not a curated record. Bases 1 to 405 code for a protein of 134 amino acids.